UGCGUGUUAUAACAGUGAGGGGACUGGGCUGUAUUGGCUCCCAGUGUGUGAGGCAAAGUGUUGUUAAUGGCAGGGUUAACUGGGCCCCCCAUGUGAACAAUGACGACAUACUUGGCCGAGUUUACUGGAUGAUAAAUCUGCUUAGGUUGCGUGCAGCGUGUUUGUGUGCGUGGCUGGCGAGGGUUUGUGUGUUUACACUUUUCCUACGACCGUGCUGUCCUACAGUCAUUGCUUGCGCUGCUGCGAUUGAGGGAGAGCCACCUUCGGGCUUUGUCGGGGGGUCCCAGGUCCACGUCUGCCAACGCCUCUCCGGCACCGUCUACUAUGCCACGCUCUUCGAUACUUACGGGCGACUGCCGGUCUACUCCGCCUUCCUUUACAAGUACCGAGCCCCGAAGGAACCUCGAGGGGAAGGGGUCGACCGCAGCUGGAAGUACGAACCUCAGCUGGCCGACCGGCAGGCGGACAGCAACAUGGCGGAGCUGACGGAGGCGGUGCGGAAGGACGCGGCUGUGCUCCGGAGCCAGGCGGUGGUGGCGGAGGAAGCCGGGCGGCGGACGCACGUCAAGGUGCUGCUGAACGCGGCCAACAUGCAGGGCAGCCGAGGCAGCCGCAGCGCCACCUACACCGUGACCAACGCGCUGGCCGUGCCGCGCCCCUUCUACCACCUGUGGAAGGUCGGCUUGAAGGGCGUCCUGGGCCGGCUGAAGGGGCAGUGCCAGGCCGCCGACCUGCACCUGGUGUCGGGCGCGGUGCGGAGCCCGCGGCGGGAGGAGAAAUGGUUGCCGGCCAAGGGUAAGGGCCGGGCGGCCAUGCCGCUGCUGCUGUGGGCGGCCUUCUGCUGCGGCGGCCGAGCCAGCGAAGCUCUGCUGGGCCACGCCCGGGGCUCCGGCUCCUUGACCGUAUCCGGCCUGACGCUCGGCCCCUACGAGACCAAGAACAUGCCGGUGGCGCAGCUGGAAGAGGUGCUGAUCUCCCGCAUGGGGCGCAGCAGGCUCCACAUCUUCAAGGACGGCUGCGCCCCUCCUACUUAGAUCGGCCGGCGCUCCUUCCUAAGCCGAGCGGUGCCACACCCGGAGACCGGGAUGUACCCUUCCCAGACCAGCCGGCCAACGCCGUCCCCUCGCCCACCCCGGUGCCAUACAACACGGCUCUCGCUGCAACACCCCUUCCAAUAAAGCGAAGACGGACGUAACGUGCAGGAGUACCUCAGCGGCACACAGGCAGCAUCACUGGAGAAACGGGCCCACGCCGUUCUUCAGUCAGUCUCGACCCAAAGCGUCCCAUUCCUGCUCUCCAGAUUUGCUGCCUGUUCUGCUGUGUUGCUCCAACAUUUUGUGUCUAACUUCGGUGUAAACCAGCAUUUUUGUAGUUCCUUCCUACACAUUCCAAUAAAGCAUGUAACACCAA
Molecule: messenger RNA, 1410 nt
Organism: Leucoraja erinaceus (little skate)
Lineage: Eukaryota; Metazoa; Chordata; Chondrichthyes; Rajiformes; Rajidae
Product: endonuclease domain-containing 1 protein-like
Exons: 3
Coding region: 129-1034 (301 amino acids)
Source: RefSeq, a predicted model, not a curated record